This is a messenger RNA of Mustela erminea (ermine), 635 nucleotides long. RefSeq names its product S100 calcium binding protein A9 (gene S100A9). Lineage: Eukaryota; Metazoa; Chordata; Mammalia; Carnivora; Mustelidae. Gene Ontology annotation, cellular component: nucleus; cytoplasm; extracellular exosome. Gene Ontology annotation, biological process: neutrophil aggregation; response to lipopolysaccharide; peptidyl-cysteine S-nitrosylation. The transcript has 3 exons. Gene Ontology annotation, molecular function: calcium ion binding. The record is from RefSeq and is a predicted model, not a curated record. The coding region runs from base 135 to 524 and encodes 129 amino acids.
UCACCUGUGAAGCAAUCUUCGCACGAGAGCUGAGGGUCUGGCCAGGGGCCGCCUAUAAAUGUUGGGCACACACAGCACCGUCACAUCCCUCUGUGUGGCUCUGGGACUUGGACAGGGUGCAGGAAUAUAGGAAGAUGGCGGACCAGAUGUCCCAGCUGGAGCGCAGCAUCGAGACUAUCAUCAACAUCUUCCACCAGUACUCUGUGCACAUGGUGCACCCAGACAUGCUUAACCAGAAGGAACUGAAACAGCUCGUCAAAAAGGAGCUGCCCAACUUCCUCAAGAAGCAGAAGAAUGACAAUGCCAUAAACAAGAUCAUGGAGGACCUGGACACAAACGGGGACAAGCAGCUGAACUUCGAGGAGUUCUCCAUCCUAGUGGGCAGGCUGACAAUGGCCUCCCAUGAGGAGAUGCACAAGAAUGCCCCUGAAGGAGAAGGCCACAGCCACGGGCCAGGCUUUGGGCAGGGUGACCAGGGCCACUGCCAUAGCCACGGUGGCCAUGGCCACGGCCACAGUCACUAGCCAGGAGGCCAGGACACCCUGCUCCUGCCCAACGAGGGCCCCAGAGAGGCCCCACUGUCUUAGCUGGGGGGUUGGGAAAUGGGGGGCAAAAUAAAGUCUUCCUCCAAGCGA